UAGUUUUUAUAUUGCUCAUUGUCACUGUGCCCACCUUAGAAAGCAGAAGUCUACUAUAUAAGUAUUUAUCAGUCAAUACAUAAGUAUUAACCCUUACUGCAUAGACACUUUGAGAACAGAAGGAUGAUCUGGCAGCUGUUAUUGGUGGCUAUGGCGCUGGGCGCGGCGUACUACCGCUGGUCGCGCAGACGGCUCUACCGGCUCGCAGCAGAGAUACCGUGCUUACCGGACAGCUACCCCGUCAUCGGACACGCCCACAUCUUUGCCGGUAGUAAUGAAGAUAUUAUGCAAAUGUUACAAAAAAUAGGUCGGGAAUCAAAUCAACACGAUGGUCUUACAAGUUUUUGGGUGAUCAAUAGGCUGUUUGUUGGUAUGACGGACCCUGCGGCCAUCGAGCUGGUUUCCAAGGCGUGCCUGGACAAAGACGAAUUCCUAGUAAAGUUUAUACGAACCGCAAUAGGCAAUGGUUCGAUAUUUGCUCCAGUAAACAUUUGGCGCCCUCGCCGCAAAAUCAACGCUCCCUUCUUCAGUCGAAAGAAUGUGGACCAGCUGCUGCCGGUGUUCAACACAAAAAGUUCCAUCAUGGUCGACCUGUUGCGCGUCGAGGCAGGUCGCGGCGACUUCCCCAUCUGGAGAUACGUCACCACGUUCACGUUCGAUUCAGUUUGCGAGACUGCCCUGAACACAGAAAUUAAUACGCAAAAAUUUUCCGAUCAUUAUUUCUUUCUGCACGCAAUCGAUGAAUGCACGCAGUUGUUGGCCAAGCGUGGAUUUCAGCCGUGGCUGCACCCGGACGUCAUCUACAAGAGGCUACCCAUGUACAAACGGUACAACAACCACCUGCAACGCAUUUAUACCUUUUUAGAGGAGAAUAUACAAAAGAAAAAGGAAAAAAUAACUGAAUCUGGACUUAAGAAUUUUAAAAACAACAAUAAACUAUCACAUUUUAUCGACGUGAUAAUUCAAUCUUCCGGAGGACUAGAAAAUGGUUACUCGGACAUGGAGCUGCGGGAGGAGCUGAUGGUUUUCAUGAUCGCCGGGAGCGACACUUCGGCCACCUUGGUCAGCUUCACCGCCGUGCUGCUGUCCCGGUACCCGGACGUGCAGGAGAAGGUUUACCAGGAACUGCAAGAAGUGUUUGAAGAGUCUGACCGCGCCGUGACCCCGGAGGAUCUGCUGAAGCUGACGUAUCUGGAGGCCGUCAUCAAAGAGAGCCUGCGCCUCUACCCGCCGGUGCCGAUAGUGGUGCGCGAGAUCCACGGCGAUGUACUUCUACCGUCAGGCACGACGCUGGUGGAUGACACAACGGUGAUGAUCAACAUCUGGGGCACACACCGCAACCCCGCGUAUUGGGGAUCCGACGCGGAGGAGUUCCGUCCCGAGCGGUUCCUGCAGGGCCCCCUGCCUCACCCCGCCAUGUUCGUACCCUUCAGCCACUCCGUCAGAAACUGCAUUGGUGCUACGUAUGCAAUGACGUCGGCGAAGACUGCGCUGACCAACCUGAUCCGGCGCUUCCGACUGCUGCCGCCGGCCGGCGCGCGCGCCGCCGACCUGCAGCGCCCUCUACCCGUCAAGUACGAAAUCAUGAUGAAGGCCGUCGACAACUUCACGCUUAGAAUAGAGGACAGAAGCCAAAACAAAACCCUAACCGUAUAACAUAUAUUUCCGAAUA
Messenger RNA from Cydia pomonella (codling moth), 1672 nucleotides. Its product is annotated as cytochrome P450 4C1-like. Lineage: Eukaryota; Metazoa; Arthropoda; Insecta; Lepidoptera; Tortricidae. Gene Ontology annotation, molecular function: iron ion binding; oxidoreductase activity, acting on paired donors, with incorporation or reduction of molecular oxygen; monooxygenase activity. The transcript has 11 exons. Bases 124 to 1656 code for a protein of 510 amino acids. The record is from RefSeq and is a predicted model, not a curated record.